Messenger RNA from Glycine soja, 1268 nucleotides. RefSeq names its product pirin-like protein. Bases 53 to 1027 code for a protein of 324 amino acids. The transcript has 7 exons. Lineage: Eukaryota; Viridiplantae; Streptophyta; Magnoliopsida; Fabales; Fabaceae. The record is from RefSeq and is a predicted model, not a curated record.
AUAUAUAUAUCCAACGUUCACAUACACAACACAACACACACCUAACUUGUUUAUGAGAGCUAUAAGUCACCACCUUCUAGUUUCACUACUCGAUUGGAGAAUCUCUACCUCACGAUCUCUUUUUUCUCUUAGAACCAUCAUGUCACAAUCUGAUCAUUCCUCUGCUUUUACCACACCCAGAUUAGUUCUCAAGAAGGUUUUGGCCAAAUCUCAACAUGAAGGGGAUGGAGCUGUUGUUAGAAGAGGCAUUGGAAGGAGCGAGUUGAAGAACUUGGAUCCCUUCCUAAUGUUGGAUCACUUCUCAGUAUCUCCCCCAGCAGGAUUUCCGGAUCAUCCACACCGAGGUUUUGAAACCGUCACCUACAUGCUAGAGGGAGGCAUCACUCACCAAGAUUUUGCUGGGCACAAGGGUACAAUAAGAAAGGGUGAUGUUCAGUGGAUGACCGCAGGCAGGGGAAUCAUUCACUCUGAAAUGCCCGCAGAAGCAAACAACAACAAGGGAUUGCAACUAUGGAUCAAUUUAUCAUCCAGGGACAAAAUGAUGGAGCCUAACUACCAAGAGCUUCCAAGUGAGAACAUACCAAGAGCAGAAAAAGAUGGGGUUGAAGUGAGAGUGAUAGCAGGAGAAGCAAUGGGAGUGCAUUCUCCUGUGUACACACGAACACCAACCAUGUACCUUGUUUUCUGCAUGAUGCCCGGAACUCAGUGGCAUCAGAGGAUUCCAGAGUCGUGGAAUGCCUUUGUUUAUACAAUUGAAGGGGAAGGAGUAUUCGGGUGUCCAAGUUCAUCCCCAACAGUGGCACACCAUGUCCUUGUUUUGAGUCAAGGUGAUGGCCUUAGCGUAUGGAAUAACUCUUCCAAGCCUUUGAGGUUUGUUCUGAUUGGAGGCCAACCACUGAACGAGCCAGUUGUUCAGUAUGGGCCUUUUGUGAUGAACACACAGUCUGAGAUUGAGAAGACAAUUGAAGACUAUCACUAUGGCAGGAAUGGCUUUGAGAUGAGCAAGUAUUGGAUGUCUCAACAGUAAUACUAUCUAUUAGAUUUAAAUAAGAAGCAUGUUUUCUCAAUCCUUUUCAGUGUCACAGGCGUAGUUAUCAAAGUCAAAAAGCUAGUACGAGCUCAAAAGAAAAUACUACUAUUGCUUAUUCUAUCCUUUUCAUUUCCAUGUAAUGAAAGCUUCUAGAAUAUUAAAAUUGCUGCCCGGACAACUAUUGGUUGUGGCUCUAGUCAUGAUGGGUCAGCUUAUCUUGAUUUUUUUUCAUACUUUC